Messenger RNA from Penicillium atrosanguineum, 603 nucleotides. RefSeq names its product GNAT family N-acetyltransferase. NCBI's taxonomy places the organism in Eukaryota, Fungi, Ascomycota, Eurotiomycetes, Eurotiales, Aspergillaceae. Bases 1 to 603 code for a protein of 200 amino acids. Gene Ontology annotation, molecular function: acyltransferase activity, transferring groups other than amino-acyl groups. The transcript is spliced from 2 exons. The record is from RefSeq and is a predicted model, not a curated record.
AUGGCCGACAUUCUACCCCGCCAGCCAGUCAGCGUGAUUGUCCCACCAGUGGCCCCAAACAUAGAAAGUGACCGACUGCUUCUCCGCCCCGUCACCGACUCCGACAUUCCCGCUCUAUUCGCCGUUCGCUCGAGACCAGAAGUAGCUCGAUUCAACCAUCCCAAAACCCCGUUCAAAACACACGCCGAAACGCGCGAAUGGGUUUCCAGUAAAACAUUCACUUCUGGAACUUCCGACACAAUCGGCCGUUCCUUUAACUACGCCAUUUGCGAUAAAUCACAGCCUGGUGUCCCCCUUAUCGGGUACUUGAGUAUCAAUGUGGUAGUCCCUUGUCCCGAGAUCGGGUACUCGCUUCUUCCCGAGACGUGGGGGAAGGGGUAUGCAACGGAGGCACUGCGGUUGAUGCUGAGUGUUUGGUGGGGGUUGCCUAGGAGGACGUGGGGUGAUGAGGAGGAGGAGGAGGAGGAGGAGAGGCUUUAUGCAAUUAGUCAGAGGGGGAAUUUGGGGAGUUGUGCGGUCUUGAGGAAGUGUGGGUUUGUGGUUGAUAGGGAGGUUGACUUUGAGGGAGAUGAGCUUUAUGUUUGGAGUGUGCGGAGGCCGUGA